Molecule: messenger RNA, 1480 nt
Organism: Linum trigynum
Lineage: Eukaryota; Viridiplantae; Streptophyta; Magnoliopsida; Malpighiales; Linaceae
Source: the annotation of a GenBank genome assembly
CACGCCGGCCAAAAAUUUUCCGGCGGCGUGUUCGUCGGCCGACCGAAAAAAAUUUGCGGCCGUGGCGUCGCCGGGCCGAAAGAAUUUUUCGGCCGGCCGUCGUCCCGGCCACAAAUUUUUUUCGGCUCGGCGACGUUCGGGCCGCAAUUUUUUUUCGAUUUAUGAACGAAUGUCGGGUCACCAUGCAACGCUGCUGAGCCUAGCCAAAUUGAGCUUCAACGUUCUGCAAAACAUGUACCAAGGCGAGCUAAGAGCUCUCACCGAGUACUGGAUAGAUUUGGAUUUCGCUAGGAGGCUUCACUAUGGGAGAGAUAAGCUAGUGGAGGCUUACAUAUGGGGAGUUGGAAGUUUGUGGGAGCCAAAAUUUGCAUUGGCUAGAACAAGCAUUACCAAAAUUGCUGCACUUGGAACAUUUCUGGACGACACAUAUGAUGCAUAUGGCACCAUUGAGGAGCUGGAGCUGCUCACAACCGCCAUUGAAAGGUGGGAUCCAGGCAUGGAAAAAUUGAAUGGAAAAAUGAGAUUCCUUUUCGAGGCGAUUGCUGCUUUCUACGAUGAAAUUGACACAAUCACUUCAAAAGAAGGACGGCCAUAUUGUUCAGAAUAUGGGAAAAUGGCGCUUAGAUAUGUUGUGAGGUUAUACCUGACAGAAGUGAGAGGCCGUGGAAAAGCCAAACUGCAAACCUUUGAGGAAUAUCGGAAAGUUUCUUCGCAAAGCACUUGUUACAUUUGGAUGAUAUGUGCGGCACUCUUCGGAUACGGUGAGCUGGCUCCAAGAAAUGUUUUCGAUUGGCUGUUCACAGAACCCAAAAUUUUACUAGCUUCCUCGGAUCAUUGUCGUCUUAUGGAUGACAUCGUAACCCACCAGUUUGAGCGAGAGAGGGGACACAUCGCUUCAUCAGUAGAAUGUUACAUGAUACAAUAUGGUGUGUCGAGAGAGGAAGCCGUGAAUGUGUUGAAGGAAAUGGUGGAGGAGGACUGGAAGAUUGUAAACCAGGAAUUGCUUCAUCCAUCACCCUGUAAGAUCACUCAUGUGGUAUCUCACAAGGAAGUUCUUUCAAUAUUUCUCGGCUUUGAAAAAGUGAUGGACGUUCUCUACAAAUACUCGGAUGCCUACACAAAUUCUACCGAUGGCACCAAAGAUAUGCUCACUACUUUGCUUGUCACUCCCCUUCCUAUUUCAUCAUCGGAACCGAAUUGUCCUUUUUACAUAACUGUAUGUGUGUGUGUGAUCAUCUUGUGAGUUUCUAUGGUUUCAUUGCUCUCAAGCUAGCUUGUUUUCAAGGGACCCAACUGCUGAUGCAUAUGCUAGCCUAUUAUGUAUCUUUUUUAAGCUUGGUUAUCUACGCAAACAAUUGCUUGCCACUACUACAAAAGUUGCAUUUUGUGACCAUUUUUCAUGCAACCAAAAUUCUUUUGGUAGGCAAAGACCAAAUAUUUGUGGCCAAUUACACUGUGGCAAUACAAAGUGUGAUGAAUU